Molecule: messenger RNA, 1834 nt
Organism: Notothenia coriiceps (black rockcod)
Lineage: Eukaryota; Metazoa; Chordata; Actinopteri; Perciformes; Nototheniidae
Product: fibrillin-2-like
Exons: 13
Molecular function (GO): calcium ion binding
Source: RefSeq, a predicted model, not a curated record
UGACUUGACCCUGUGAUCUGUUUUGUAGACGAGUUCAGGCGUCUGUGUAUCGUUGGAGUUGCCCAAGGACACGGCCUCCCUAACGGCUACCCCAACAUACACUUCCCCAACGGCAACGGAAACGGAAACGGCAAUGGCUACAACUACAAUGGCUACAAGUAUCCUGGAGUUCCUAACGGUAACGGCAACGGAGGCAUCGGGGGCAACGGAGGAAGCUUUGGAGGAAACGGAGGAAGCUUUGGAGGCAAUGGAGGAAGACACCAACAUAUAGGCUCGGUUUCUGUGAAUGAAUCCAUCGACGUGUGCAAACAUUUCACCAACCUGUGUCUGAACGGACGCUGCAUCCCCACCCUGCAGAGCUACCGCUGCGAGUGCAACAUGGGAUACAGACAGGACGUCCGCGGGGAGUGUAUCGAUGUGGAUGAGUGUGUGAGUAAUCCGUGUGUCAACGGAGACUGUGUCAACACACCUGGAGGAUACCAGUGCAAGUGCCAUGAGGGUUACCAGGGAACCCCCACGAAACAGGCCUGCAUGGAUAUUGAUGAGUGUAUUGUGAACGGAGUGAUGUGUCGUAACGGCCGCUGUGUGAACACCGAGGGAAGCUUCCAGUGCAUCUGCAACGCCGGCUUCGAGCUCACUCCUGACGGGAAGAACUGCAUGGAUCACGAUGAGUGCGCCACCACCAACAUGUGUCUCAAUGGCAUGUGUAUCAACGAGGACGGCAGCUUCAAGUGUAUCUGCAAACCGGGCUUCGCUUUAGCACCUAACGGACGCUACUGCACAGAUAUCGACGAGUGUCUAACUCCUGGCAUUUGUAUGAACGGCCGCUGCAUCAACUCCGAGGGCUCUUUCCGCUGCGAGUGUCCUCCAGGCCUGGCCAUCGAUGUGGAUGGGAGAGUGUGUGUGGACACACACAUGAGGACCACCUGUUAUGGCGCCAUUAAGAUGGGCACAUGUUCUCGACCGUUCCCCGGUGCGGUCACCAAGUCUGAGUGCUGCUGCGCUAACGCUGAACAUGGCUUUGGAGAGCCCUGCAAUCCCUGCCCCUCCAGAAACUCUGCUGAAUUCCAGGCUGUUUGCAGCAGUGGUAUCGGCAUAACAGCUGAUGGCAGAGACAUCAAUGAGUGUGCCUUGGACCCAGACAUUUGUCAGAACGGCAUCUGUGAGAACCUGAGAGGAAGCUACCGCUGCAUCUGUAACAUCGGAUAUGAGUCUGACACCAGCGGCAAGAACUGUGUUGACAUCAACGAGUGUAAUGUGAACCGUCUGCUUUGUGACAACGGACUGUGCAGAAACACCCCCGGCUCCUACACCUGCUCCUGUCCUAAAGGAUUCAUCUUUAAACCUGAGUCAGAGACCUGCGAGGAUAUCAACGAGUGCGACUCCAGCCCCUGCAUCAAUGGAGCGUGUCGCAACGUGGCCGGGUCCUUCAACUGUGAGUGCACCCACGGGAGCAAGCUGGACUCCACCAACACCAUCUGCGUGGACAUGAGGAAGAGUGUGUGUUACCGAAACUACAACGACACGUGUGAGAACGAGCUGUCCUUCAACAUGACCAAGAAGAUGUGCUGCUGCGCCUACAACGUGGGGAAAGCCUGGAACAAACCCUGCGAGUCCUGUCCCACUCCGGCCACCACUGAGUACCAGUUGCUGUGUGGGAACCAGGCUCCUGGCUUCAUCAUCGACAUCCACACUGGAAAGCCCGUCGAUAUUGAUGAGUGCAGGGAGAUCCCCGGCAUCUGUGCCAACGGGGUGUGUAUCAAUCAGAUCGGGAGCUUCCGCUGUGAGUGUCCGAUGGGCUUCAGCUACAACAACAUCCUGCUCAUCUGUGAAG